Molecule: messenger RNA, 2733 nt
Organism: Chenopodium quinoa (quinoa)
Lineage: Eukaryota; Viridiplantae; Streptophyta; Magnoliopsida; Caryophyllales; Amaranthaceae
Product: beta-hexosaminidase 3-like
Exons: 14
Coding region: 894-2495 (533 amino acids)
Biological process (GO): glycosaminoglycan metabolic process; carbohydrate metabolic process
Cellular component (GO): membrane
Molecular function (GO): beta-N-acetylhexosaminidase activity
Source: RefSeq, a predicted model, not a curated record
AUUUUUUAAAAAGUUUAUCUUUGUGAAAAGAUUUUGUUACGAUUACUCAAUUAAAACAGUUAUUAACGUAAUAAAAUCAUGAUACACGAUAGAAGACCGAAUCAUUAUUCAUUAACACAACAAUGUACGAAGUACGAAAGUAACAAUAACAAGUUAACAAACGAUUUAGAUGUAGACUUAUACGGAAUAAUGAAGAUACAACAAUGAAGUACAUGUUGAUUUCCUCGUCAAAGAAAAAAAAAAAAGUAGAUGUUGAUUUCAUGCACUUGUCAUUCUGUCAAGUGUCAACACUUAUAAGACUAUCACAUUUUCACUCAAAUUUUAAAAAAGUCCACCAUUAAAAUCCCUCUUAAAAUGUGAGAAGUAAAUGUAAAAACUACAGAAAUUAGGUAGAAAAAUGGCGGACUUUUAAUUUCUCAAUAAAAGCUCUCCAAAAAGAUGAUUCCUAUUUAGACAGGCAAAAAGAGAGAUACACCUACCCACCAAUACCAUUACCAUUUUUGCAGAAAUAAUACAUAGAAAAAUAUCACAAAAUCAUAAAUGUAAAAUAACAUAACAAAUAAAUAAUAAUAAAGUAUAUCUGCUUUCUACUAAACCCAGGAAUUCUCUUGUUAACAAUCACCCAAUUUGCUAAACCCGUUAAUUCUCUCUCUUAAAAUUUACUAUUUUAAUACCCCUUUUCACUGUAUUCCAAAAAUCCUCAUUUUUUCAGCACAUUCCCAUUUUCAGCUUCAAAAUCUGAAGAAAUAAAUCCAGGUUUUGGUGAUUUUUACAUGUUUUUUUCAUAUAAGAAGCAUAAAUUUUGCUAAAUUUAAUGUAUUUAUGGGAUUUUAGAAGUUGUUAUAAGCAUAAAAUUACAUAAAAUUAUUUGGGUUUUUGCUGAUUUUGGUUCUAUGGAAAUGGGGAAGAAAUUGGUGCACAUUUGUUUGUUGUUAUUGUUGAUUGAAGUUGUUUUAGUGUCUGCUGCUGGUAAAAAAGUUCAGCAAGUGAAUAUAUGGCCAAUGCCAAAAUAUUAUAGCAAUGGGAAUAAGGUACUUUAUCUUAGCAAUGAAUUUGAAUUGAGUACUGUUGGGAGCAAAUACAGUGAUAAAUCAGGGAUUUUGAAAGAUGGGUUUAUGAGAUUUAUGGAUGUUGUUACCUUGGAUCAUGUCAUUGAGGCCAAUUUUUCGCGGUUCGGCCAAUCGGCUUUCCUUAUAGGGAUCAACGUGGUAAUUCAAUCACCAAAUGAUGAGUUGCACUCUGAGGUUGAUGAAUCAUACAACUUAGCUGUUCCUGCUGCUGGGAAACCUGCUUAUGCUCGCAUUGAGGCAAACUCAGUAUAUGGGGCUUUACAUGGACUACAGACAUUCAGCCAGCUUUGUGCCUAUAGCUUCAAAACUAGGCUAAUAGAAGUUGGUAUGGUUCCAUGGACAAUUUUUGAUCAACCAAGAUUCUCUUAUAGGGGAUUGCUUAUAGAUACAUCACGACAUUAUCUACCUUUGCGUGUGAUAAAGAAAGUCAUCGAUUCCAUGACAUAUGCAAAGCUGAAUGUGCUGCAUUGGCACAUUGUAGAUUCACAAUCUUUUCCACUAGAGAUUCCUUCAUAUCCUAAGCUUUGGGAUGGUGCAUAUUCUGCAGCAGAACGAUAUACAAUGGCUGAUGCUGCCGAAAUUGUGAGAUAUGCUCAAAGGCGGGGAGUGAAUGUACUUGCUGAAAUUGAUGUUCCCGGACAUGCUGCUUCAUGGGGGAAUGGUUAUCCUUUGCUGUGGCCAUCAGCAGACUGUAAGGAGCCCCUUGAUGUGAGCAACGAAUUCACCUUCAAAGUUAUAGAUGGGAUUCUUAAAGAUUUUAGCAAGGUCUUUAAAUAUAAGUUUGUUCAUUUAGGAGGCGAUGAAGUUGAUACAGGUUGCUGGGAGUCAACUCGUCAUGUGAGUGGAUGGUUACGGACUCAUAGAAUGGUUGGCCCUCAAGCUUACCAAUACUUUGUAUUGCGAGCGCAGAAAAUUGCAUUAUCCCAUGGAUAUGAGAUUAUUAACUGGGAGGAAACCUUUAAUAAUUUUGGUGAUAAACUGGACCGAAAGACGGUAAUCCAUAAUUGGCUAGGGGGAGGUGUUGCUGAGAAGGUGACUGCAGCUGGGUUAAGGUGCAUCGUAAGCAACCAGGAAAAUUGGUAUUUGGAUCAUUUAGACACCACAUGGCAGCAGUUCUAUAUGAAUGAACCUCUAACCAAUAUCACAAAUCCCAAGCAACAAAAAUUAGUCAUUGGAGGUGAAGUUUGCAUGUGGGGUGAGCACAUUGAUGCAUCUGACAUUGAACAAACCAUAUGGCCUCGUGCUGCUGCAGCUGCAGAGCGGUUAUGGACGUCAUAUGACAAGCUAGCUAGGGAUCCAAGACAAGUAGCUAGGAGGCUAGCACACUUCAGGUGUCUGCUCAAUCAAAGAGGAAUUGCAGCUGCUCCAGGUGAUGGCCUUGGCAGGAUUGCUCCUGGUGGACCAGGUUCAUGCUAUGCUCAAUGAGGAAACUAAGAACACAUUGUCGUCAUCAAGUAUUGUGACUAUAAUAAAUCAAUAGAGAUUUCGUGUGCAUAAUUCUCCAUCAGAAUAUACAUAUUUCUAUUUACCAGAAACUAGAUAUCAUGACUUAUCUUAGUCUUGUUCCUAGCACUGGCAAUAUCCAAUUACUAAUUAUGUAACUGCUACAGCACUACAUUCAGAUUUAUAUUAGAACCAUGAUAUUCUCAAUUUUGUGCCAAAA